UUCCUUGUAUCUAUUAUUGAAAUAAUUCAUGUUCAGUUUCACACAAACUAAAAAGGACAAUAGAAUGCGCUUGAUAUCUCGAUAUGUUUACUAGUAAAAAUAUGUAUAGUUAAUUUAUCUAUUUGUAGCACAUUGAAAUAGGGCCAACAUGGCGGCCAUGCGACGACACUGGAUGUUGCUGAUGGCGACAGCGGCCCUCGCGUUCUUUCUUGUCAUGUUGUCUUCUACGUCGCUCUCCUCGCACGCUGCCGUCACGGUGCUAGGGGGGCAGAGUGACACGCAAGACGAGAUAGCAUGGCGCAUGCGUGGCCCCCUCAUGGCCGACGACCCGCGCCUCAUAGAAUACAUCAAGCAUCACCUGCUCCUACCGCCCUCACGCCUGCCCUACAACCUAACCAUCGCCUCCAGUCGCCGAAAUGUCUACCUCUCCGCCAUCUUCAUCGCCAGCAUCGCCAGACAGUUGUUCAGGGGGAAGAAGGGGUUCUUCGUGGAGGCGGGGGCGCUGGACGGAGAGUACAUGUCGCACACGCUCAACCUGGAGCUUCAGCUGGGCUGGCAGGGGCUGCUCGUCGAGCCUGACCGAAACAACUUCAGCAAACUCAGAUCAAAACAAAGGAAGGCUUGGACGAGCGCCGUCUGCCUCUCCGUCACCCCAUACGCUGAGGAGAUGCUCCUCUGGCGCGCCGUGGAGGGUCAUGGAACCCCAAGCCUCAUACAGGGCACUGGCAGGCUCUUUUCGAGAUAUGAGCUAGCCACGGAGUCCGAGCUUUACAACACUGUACUCUCAUCGGCGCAGUGCGUGCCAGUUUCUUCACUACUUCUGGCAUUAAACAUCACUCACGUCGAUUUCUUCGUCCUAGAUGUGGAGCAAGUCGAAGAGAAAAUAUUAUUCUACUUUCCGUUUGAGAAAAUAAGCGUGGAUGUUUGGGCUGUAGAACACGUGACUGGCUACGAAGACCAGAGUUUCAUUCGUUUCAUGAUCAGCAAAGGUUACUACUAUUUCGACGCGCUGUGUGCCGAGGUGCCAGACUUUAUUUUCGUCCGAAAGGGGAGUGAAAUUUUUGAGUCUUUGCAAGUGCCAAUGGAGCCAACGAACAGAUCAGCCAUCUGCCACUUCAAGAAGGUCAGAACAAGAACCAACUACUCUCUCGCAGUCGAAGACUUGCGUGACUUGCAUCACUAUCCUCAGUUGAUUUAUAGAGAUGUUCCUGAGGUCAAUCCCGUGCCGUUGGUUGGAGAUUACUUCUUAUCAUGGAGUCCAAAAGCUGAAAAUUCGAGUACAAUGACAAAAUAUGUCGUACUGCAAUAACCCGAAGCCCAUGUUGAUCAGGGCUGAUUACUCGCACUAUUUUAUACCUCGUCAAAUGUGAUUAUUAGAAUUGACAUAAAAAUCCACGAUUGCGGCUUCAGGCACUCAUUAUGAAUUGUAUAUAUGAGAAUUUACAGUUUACUUUACCUGCCACCAUAUCAUCAAUUACCUUAAAGAAAAUUCAAGUUAAGUUCAUAGUUCAUCUGUAACAACUAUGCCGAGCCUUCACAUAAUACUGAAGAAUAUAAUCAAAAGGCAAUGGACCUCCUAUCAAUAAACUGAUGAUGUGAGCAAUGAUACAAAAAUAAUACUAUAAGAAGUCCUUUCUCCUCUCGCAAGAUCCAAGCCUAAGGACAGCAGUAUUGGAUAAGCACACUUCUGACGUCUUGUGUUAAGGGCAUUAGCAGUGGAUAAGUACACCUCUGACGUCUUAUGUUAAGGGUAUUAGCAGUGGAUAAGUACACCUCUGACGUCUUGUGUUAAGGGCAUUAGCAGUGUAUAAGUAAACCUCUGACGUCUUAUGUUAAGGGCAUUAGCAGUGGAUAAGUUACACCUCUGACGUCUUGUGUUAAGGGCAUUAGCAGUGGAUAAGUACAUUUCUAACGUCUUGUGCUAUGGGCAUUAGCAGUUGAUAAGUACACAUCUAACGUCUUGUGUUAAGGGCAUUAACAGUGUAUAAGCACACCUCUAACGUCUCAUGCUAGGGGCAUUAGCAGUGGAUAAGUACACCUCUGACGUCUUGUGUUAAGGGCAUUAGCAGUGUAUAAGUAAACCUCUGACGUCUUAUGUUAAGGGCAUUAGCAGUGGAUAAGUUACACCUCUGACGUCUUGUGUUAAGGGCAUUAGCAGUGGAUAAGUACAUUUCUAACGUCUUGUGCUAAGGGCAUUAGUAGAGGAUAAGUACACCUCUAACGUCUUAUGUUUAGGGCAUUAGCAGUGUAUAAGUACACUUCUAUAACGUCUUGUGUUAGGGGCGGUAGCAAUUGAUAAGCAAGAGACGUCGGCAACCCGCACCAAGGAGAGACUAUGUAGAAAAAUUCACGUUAACCUGCUACCGUGAUAACUUUACAUAGUAAAUAAGACGAAGUCAAUACCCGAGAUCUGCGCUGUGGCGUAAACGAACUGUGUCCAUAGAACUACUCUCAAGAUAAUAGCAUCGAUAUCAGUUUCAAAAAUAAAUUAAAAUUUUACCCGAAACCUAA
Hyalella azteca is the source of this 2511-nucleotide messenger RNA. RefSeq lists its product as uncharacterized. The coding region runs from base 149 to 1309 and encodes 386 amino acids. The transcript has 6 exons. The record is from RefSeq and is a predicted model, not a curated record. NCBI's taxonomy places the organism in Eukaryota, Metazoa, Arthropoda, Malacostraca, Amphipoda, Hyalellidae.